Talpa occidentalis (Iberian mole) is the source of this 744-nucleotide messenger RNA. RefSeq names its product mast cell protease 8-like. The transcript has 5 exons. Gene Ontology annotation, biological process: proteolysis. NCBI's taxonomy places the organism in Eukaryota, Metazoa, Chordata, Mammalia, Eulipotyphla, Talpidae. The record is from RefSeq and is a predicted model, not a curated record. Gene Ontology annotation, cellular component: cytoplasm; intracellular membrane-bounded organelle. The coding region runs from base 1 to 744 and encodes 247 amino acids. Gene Ontology annotation, molecular function: serine-type endopeptidase activity.
AUGCUGCUCCUCCUGUCCUUGUUGGCCAGUGUCCUGCUCUCUGGAGUUGAAGGAGGGGAGAUCUACUGCGGCACAGAGGCCAAACCACACUCCCGGCCCUAUAUGGCAUUUGUGAGUUUCUGUGAGAAAAAAAAUGGUCGUCAGUACCAAUGUGGGGGUUUCCUGGUACAAGACAACUUCGUGUUGACAGCAGCUCAUUGCAAUGGAAGAAAUAUGACUGUCACGCUGGGAGCUCACAACAUCAGAGAGAGGGAAAACACCCAGCAGGUCAUCCCUGUGCUCAGACCCUUCCCCCACCAGGACUAUGAUGCUGAGAGACUUGUCAAUGACAUCAUGCUGUUGAAGCUGAAAUCCAAGGCUCGUCUCACCAAGGCUGUGCAGACCAUUGCCCUGCCACGUCAUAAGGACUGGGUGAAGCCAGGGCAGGUGUGCAGCGUGGCGGGCUGGGGAAAAAUGGAUGGUGGCAUCAUGCCAGUCACACUUCAGGAGGUAGAUCUGGAAGUGCAAGAUGAGCAGAAGUGCAAGGAUCUCUUCAAAAGGAUGUACAAUAACUCCAUCGAGCUGUGUGUCGGAAAACCUAAGUCCAAGAAGGCCACUGGAGGUGGGGACUCCGGGGGUCCGUUCGUGUGUAAGGGUUUGGUCCAGGGCCUCGUCAGCUAUGCUUACUCGCGUCCUGAGGUGCUUCCCCGGGUCUUCACCAGGAUCUCCCACUUCCUGCCCUGGAUCCGCAGAACAAUGGCUUAG